Molecule: messenger RNA, 1636 nt
Organism: Xiphophorus maculatus (southern platyfish)
Lineage: Eukaryota; Metazoa; Chordata; Actinopteri; Cyprinodontiformes; Poeciliidae
Gene: spon2b
Product: spondin 2
Exons: 6
Coding region: 102-1118 (338 amino acids)
Biological process (GO): cell adhesion
Cellular component (GO): extracellular matrix
Source: RefSeq, a predicted model, not a curated record
CCGACAGCCAGGACCGCUGCUCCCCGCCCCUCCUCCAGCUCUCCUCUCCAAUCAUCCGCUGCUGGAACCAACCAUCACUCCAUCUCCAACCCGAACCCAUCAUGGAAGCCAGCAGGAAGACUCCCUCCUUCUCUGACGCUCUACGUCACCUGCUUGUCCUGAUGCUAGCUCUCCUCCCCGCCGUUGGGUCGAUGCCGGUCCCAACGGACGUCCCCAUGUGCACGGCGUCAGAAACAGCCCACUACAGCCUCACCUUCACAGGGAAAUGGACCCAGGCAGCUUUUCCUAAGCAGUAUCCUGUCUACCGCCCGCCUGCACAGUGGUCCAACCUGAUCGGGGUGACCCACAGCUCCGACUACCACAUGUGGCAAAGUAAUGAGUUUGCCAGCAACGGAGUGAGGGAGUUUGCAGAAAAAGGCGAGGCCUGGACGAUCAUGAAGGAAGUGGAGACGGCCGGCGAGCGGAUCCAGAGCGUUUAUGGGAUCCUCUCCGCUCCUGCUGUCGUGGGAGGCUCGGGCCAGAUGGACGCCGAGUUUGAGGUGUUUGCCAGGCACUCCUAUCUGUCGUUCAUGGUGCGGCUGGUUCCGAGCCCGGACUGGUUCGUGGGCGUGGACGGCGUGGAUCUGUGUGACGGCGACCGCUGGAAGGACAAAGUGACGCUGGAGCUGUUUCCGUACGACGCGGGAACGGACAGCGGAUUCACCUUCUCCUCCCCAAACUUUGAGACGAUCCCGCAGGACAGAAUCACGCAGAUCACCUCGUCCUUCCCGAGCCACCCGGCCAACUCCUUCUUCUAUCCCCGCCUGAAGCAUUUACCGCCGAUCGCCAAGGUCACGCUGACAAAAAUCAAGAAAACGAAUCAAAUCAUCAGCCUGCCGCUGGAGCCCACGCAGUCCAACCUGCUGCCAACGGGGAACGAGAUCGAAGACAAGCUGAUCAAUACCCCUCUGGACUGCGAAGUGUCCCCCUGGUCGCCCUGGGGUUUGUGCAAAGGGAAGUGUGGCGACUCAGGUGUGCAGCACCGCACCCGCUACGUCAUCAUGCACCCGGCCAACAACGGAGCGGCCUGCCCCCUGCUGGACGAGGAGAGGAAGUGCUUCCCGGACAACUGCUUAUGACUAGGCAAGGACAGGAGGGAGAGGAAGGAGAGGAGGAGGAGGAAGGAGAAGAAAACCAGGAAAGGAAGGACCGGGCGCAGACGCUCCAAGAACCACAAACGGUCCGCGGUUUAAUCCCAGUCUGUUCGUGGAUCAACCGGGUCGGAUCCGUGUCAGGUUAAAGAUCGGUUUCAGCUCCAAACGGGUGUAGUUCUGGCAAACAAGCCAGUAGACACCGCUUCAGUUUUCAUGAUCAAACCGGCCGACAGGAAGACAAAAAUUUAAACCCUGUUAAAUAAGAUUUGACCCAAAAUGAACCCAGACAGAGCUGCCAUGUUUUACAGACAUUCUGUGUUUCUGUUGUUUAUAUUUAUUGACAGGAUUUUAACCUGUUCUGUACAGCAUAACGAAUCUGAACGUUAGAAACUGUAUUCCUCUACGUUACUGAGACAAAUCUAAAACAGUUUUAUAUGACACAGUAAAAAAUUGUAACAGAUGCAGCUACUAAAGUUAAUAAAGUGGGAAAGUAAAAAAUGAAA